AUGGAAAAGCCACGACUUCAAUCUACUUCAGUCCACCAAUCCGAGGAAGAAACUGCCCAAAGGAUCAUUGACAUCCUCCUUUGCGCCGAAAAGUCCGGCAGUGGUCUCUCUGCUCAAAUCGACGAUGCCGUUUCCGUCACGGGAUGGUCCGAAUGGCUUGCUCAAAAAGUUCUGAAGAAGCUGGAGGGUGUUCUCAGAAACGGACGCGACAAGAUGGGCCCGGCCAUGGCUGAGGCCUAUGAUCAAGCUUGCGAGGUGGCCGAAAUCACGUUCUCCGACCUAUUCGAAUAUGUCAAGGAGCAUCCCCUUGAGAUUGCAGCUACUGUGCUAUUGUCUCUAUUCGCGUUUGGUGUGCUAGUCAGGCUGAUGCCCGUGGUGCUGGAGCUCUUGGGCUUUGCUGAACUGGGACCAACUGCCGGUGAGCCUCAUGAUCGAUGUCUCAAUUCGAUACCCAAAUCGCUAAUAGUUCUUUCUACGUUAGGGUCCUUUGCUUCUUGGUGGGAAUCCACCUACGCCGGAUACAUCCCGAAGGGUUCUCUUUUCUCAUUCUUUCAGAGACUGGGGAUGACUUGGUCGAAGGUAUAA
Molecule: messenger RNA, 585 nt
Organism: Trichoderma reesei QM6a
Lineage: Eukaryota; Fungi; Ascomycota; Sordariomycetes; Hypocreales; Hypocreaceae
Exons: 1
Coding region: 1-585 (194 amino acids)
Source: RefSeq, a predicted model, not a curated record